This is a messenger RNA of Colletotrichum navitas, 772 nucleotides long. RefSeq lists its product as uncharacterized. Bases 122 to 391 code for a protein of 89 amino acids. The record is from RefSeq and is a predicted model, not a curated record. NCBI's taxonomy places the organism in Eukaryota, Fungi, Ascomycota, Sordariomycetes, Glomerellales, Glomerellaceae. Gene Ontology annotation, biological process: protein secretion; intracellular transport. The transcript has 3 exons.
GCGAGAGGCUGAAGUCGACCGAACCCCUGGGCAUACUAUUAUAUCGCGACCUUCAAUCUAGCUUGUCCAUUUACACCCGAGAGUCGCCAGUGCCCCGCCGAAAGGGACAACAGCCGCAACCAUGACAGCUAUUUUCAACUUUCAGUCGCUUCUCCUCGUCAUCCUCCUGCUCACCUGCACGUGCGCAUACCUCCACCAGCUCAUACCUGCUAUCAUGGACCGGAACAAGGACGGUUUCGUGGGUAUAUUCUGGAAAUUCGCAAGGGUGGGCGAGCGGUUAAGUCCGUAUAUCAGCUUAUGCUGUGUCGUCAUGGCGGCAAGUGUCUCUCGCCUCGGUCUCCACGAGUGCAUUGCUGACAAGAUACGACAGGUUUCCUUGCUCAUCAGCUAAGCUUUUUUUGUCUGCACGACCGCGCGCGGCCCCUCUGCCGGGGCCUUGUUACAUAUUUAGGAGUUGGUCAGGGAAUUGAAUAUUGCUUUGUUAGACGGGAGCAGCGCAUGGCGCAACGACGGGGAUAUGCCCGGGCCGACGAGGCCCGUAUGACGAAACUCAAAAGACCGAGGGGACAUGCCGUUCUAAUUUGGCGGCCUGGUAAUAAUUCAAGAAAUUCACCUCACCUGUGAAGGCUGUGCCCAUCACGUCUGGUCAGGCGCUCAUGUUGUCAUUUCCUACAUUUGAGAAGGACAGGCCACCAGUUUCCCAAGAUGGCGGGAGUCGCCAGCCUAGCCCCUUCACCGUAGGCGCAUCGCCUCUGGUCAGCCCUGGUCCUGC